UGUUUUGGUUUUAGUGGCACGGAGUCAUGCACUCACACUAAUGCAAAGCAAGAUGACGAGUACCUUUGAUAUACAGCCUUGCAUUAGAUUUGCCCCACUGUUUUGACAGAUCGAAAAUGAAGAGACAAACACUUGAAAUUGAUUUUGUUUUGAUUUGAAAGGUCAAAGUGACAGCCGCCAACGAAGGAUGUGCUUUUAGACGACAAAAUGGAGAUCGGGAGUUUGGACGAAUCAUCGUGCUUAUUUGAUUCGUUCCGAUUUCCGCUUUAUAUAAAGAAUCUUCUAAUCGCAUUUCGAGCACACCCGAACAACAUCCCGUCCGUUCUUCAAUUACUGGUCAGUUUCAAUUUGGCCUCAAUUUUGACGGAAGACGAUACGACUGUUGUCCAGUACAAGCAUUUCAACGAGCUGAGCCCCGAGCAGCAGACCAUUUUUGGCAAGUUUUCAGAGCAACCAGACGAGCAGCGGGACGAGACGAUCCAAGAAGUCCACCAAUCCUUCUGCAAACCAGAACCGGAGUCGGCGAUCGACAUCGACCAAAGUGCUUCAUCUUGUCCGGAUAAUUCAUCCAUGGAUUCCAACAUCAUCGCUCGCUGGCCGCUCCCAUCAGGCUUGGAGAAGGAGGAAGUUAAAGGAGUUGAUGUUCAAGGCAAUGUUUCUAUUGCUCAACCGUCAGGAUAGCACGCCGCUUCUUCCACUACCGUGCUGACGGCCAUUCCUUCUGCUGCCGUCACUUCACCGGCCGUAUCGCUGGCCACUGGUACGUCUGUUGCUGGAACGAGUGUCGCCGCUUCCGCUGCCGUGUUGACGGCCGAUCCAUCUGCGGGCUUAAUCGUAAAAACUUCACCGGCCGACUUGCUUGCGCCCGGCACUUCCGCUAUCGUGCUGACGGCCGAUUUUUCAUCUGCGAGCUAAUCGGCCACUGGAUCUCCAACACCAGAAACGUCUCGCCGGAAGGAUUCAGACAAAGAUGAAGAACUCGAAGACGCUGAAAACCCAGGAGAAAAAGAAAACUCAUUAAGUCACUUCCACAUUCAGUUUACACCAAACCGGCUGAAAUGCUUACUUGCAAAAACGAUUGACGGUCCGGAACUCAUCGAACUUGCUUCGAAGGGAAUUCUUUCCAACAAGCGUCAAAAUUCUCUAGCAUUGAUUGUUAUGAGUUGUUGAAGUUACUGAACUACUUAAAAUAGAAGAAAUUUUGCUCAUUGAUUUUUAUAGUAGGGCAACUUUGGGAGUGUGGUCCUUUUAGUGAUCACUAUUUGGCUCAAGAAGUCAUUAAACAUUCGUCAAUUUACAAAAUGUCUCCGCUUGAAGAUUUCGACGGGCCGCCAAUCAUGAUUCAUUCAAUUAACAAUCAGAUGUUCUAUAGACAUAAGAAUUACUAUCAGUAUGAGGAUAUAACAUUGUAGAGAAAAAACAAUUAUAUUGUAACACAAAACACACCGUAUAACUGUAAUAAAACAGUUCAUUUACCAAAAAUGUAA
Molecule: messenger RNA, 1487 nt
Organism: Culex quinquefasciatus (southern house mosquito)
Lineage: Eukaryota; Metazoa; Arthropoda; Insecta; Diptera; Culicidae
Exons: 7
Coding region: 208-681 (157 amino acids)
Source: RefSeq, a predicted model, not a curated record